GUCCAUGUUGCACGUCGGCGUCGGACCAAAAUACGAGUGUCAACAACCGGCUACGGCCAAACUGUUUUUAGACGCGUUUUGAGUUUUAUUUAAACCAUGCACGCACAUUUUCUUUGAUUUUAUCCAAUUGUUCCUCCGUUUGACACUUUUAUCGCAUUUUUAGGUAAGACGGCAACUACGUUUUUAUGCUAAAAGACGGCGGACAAAUAGCUAGUUUUAAGCUAAUGCUACUUUUGUUUUAAACUCAGAAAACAGGAGCUGCCGCCGCGGUCUGCAGGCUGGUGAUUAUGCGGCGGCUAUAAAAGGCGGCUGAUCCAGAACUGAGCGCAAACUUUGGAUUCCUUUCUGCAUCUGUCCUCUGAAGCCCCGCCCCCUCCGUAGUGAUGGACUCCUCCGAGGAUGUCCUCCUCCAUCGGCCCUGGAUCCCCGUCCGUAUCGGCGGGUGCCAGCUUCUGGCCAAAAGCUGGUUCGGCGAGGCGUCCUACCGCGUCCUGCUGACGGACACGCGCUGCGCGUGGGAGGAGACGAUGGACGCGGCGGCCAUCCAGAGCCGAGCGCAGGAGCUGAACCGGCGUCUGCGAGCGUCGGUCGCGGCCUUCUUCUCCCACCUGUGCGAGGUGGCGCAGCCCUGCCUGUUGGGGGGCGACAGCGAAGCUGAGGGAGGGGCGACGAUCUCGGUGACCCGACUGGAGGCGGGCGGCCUCGUCAUGAGGCUGAAGAGCGAGCUGGCGGGGCUUCCCUUCCACUGGGAGUUCCACUGCAGUCCAGCUCCUGUCUCUUUGGUGUGUGCCCAGCUGGUGCGCCCCCUGCUGGCCAUGAGCUGCCUCUUGCAGUGGCAGGUGGAGCAGCUGGGAGGUCUGCUGGUGAGGAAGGACGCAGAGAUCCAGGACUAUAAGGAGAACGGAGCCACACUCAGCAGAGAGCGCCUGCAGACGGACGUUUUCCAGGAGGAAACCUACAGAGAGAACUACCUGACAAAGGCUCUUCCACUGCUUUGGUCGGAAUCUUCAAAUGACCUGGGCUUCAACGCCGACCUGCAGCAGCUUUACGCCACAGUCGUCACUCACCGUAACACACAAAAACGCAAACUGUCCGAGGAGGAUUGUUCUGCUGCUGAAGAACCAGACCUGACCUCAUCACCGCCAGCCGUUGAAUCUUUAGAGACUGAACCUGCAAAGAAGGAAGUUCAGACCCAAGAGAAAAUUUUAAAAGAGAAGACAACAGACAGACCUCCAACACAGCAGGAGUCCAACACAGCGGACCGCCAGCCGUCCAAACCGAAGAAGAAGAAGGUGGGACUGUUCAGAUGAGCCUCAUUUUACAGCAUCUGAAAGUUGCUUUUAAAACACCUUUACUUUUGACUUUUAUUCUGAAGGAACUUUUUAGUCCUUUAAAACCAGACUUUUAUCUUUUUGAAGUACUUGGAGUAACUAAAACUCUUCGACUGUUGUUGCAAUUAUCGUAAUUCUAAUGGACGCUAAAAGUUGGGAAAAGCAGAUAUCAAACACUUUAAAUUAGUGAAGGAUUUUGUCAACGUUCAGAAUCUGUAGGAAUUUUGUUAAUUAUGGAUAAAGCUAAGAAGUUGCGGUAAUUCAUAGAACUUGUGCAUGUGUGUGGAUAUGUUUGUUUUUUCUUAUUUUAGAGCGACUUCUAAUCGAGCCGUUUUACUGUUUUUAAUAACAUAACUUCAGGUUUAUUCCCACCUUUCCGUCACAAACCACUUUACGGAUAUAUAAUAAUAAAUUGAUAUAUAAGCUUUUAAUGCCUUAUCCAAUUAAACCUUUGUGUCUUUUUAAACUGAAACGUGUUUAAAUUAAAGGAUUCUGUCAUUUUA
Molecule: messenger RNA, 1834 nt
Organism: Oryzias melastigma (Indian medaka)
Lineage: Eukaryota; Metazoa; Chordata; Actinopteri; Beloniformes; Adrianichthyidae
Gene: nhej1
Product: nonhomologous end-joining factor 1
Exons: 8
Coding region: 384-1310 (308 amino acids)
Biological process (GO): double-strand break repair via nonhomologous end joining
Cellular component (GO): DNA ligase IV complex; nucleus
Molecular function (GO): DNA end binding
Source: RefSeq, a predicted model, not a curated record